Molecule: messenger RNA, 1932 nt
Organism: Linepithema humile (Argentine ant)
Lineage: Eukaryota; Metazoa; Arthropoda; Insecta; Hymenoptera; Formicidae
Gene: kin17
Product: kin17 DNA and RNA binding protein
Biological process (GO): DNA damage response; DNA replication
Cellular component (GO): nucleus
Molecular function (GO): double-stranded DNA binding
Source: RefSeq, a predicted model, not a curated record
GAAUGGCCGCACCAGAUGGCCGCAAGAGGGGAGACCUCUCGGAGCCAUAUUACAUCUUUGGAUAAAAUUGGUUUUUUUAAUAUUUAUCAAAUACAGUAUUUUAAGCAGUGGCAGAUUAUUUCCACUUACAUUAAAAUAGGAGUGUAAAUAAUGGGGAAGCACGAAGUAGGCACACCAAAAUACAUCGCUAAUAAGAUUAAGGCAAAAGGACUACAGAAAUUAAGAUGGUAUUGUCAGAUGUGUCAAAAACAAUGUCGAGACGAAAACGGAUUCAAAUGUCAUACGAUGUCAGAGUCACAUCAUCGUCAAUUAUUGCUCUUUGCUGAAAACUCCCAUCGGUAUAUGGAUCAAUUUUCGCGAGAAUUUUCACAAGGAUAUCUGAAUUUAUUAAAAAGACAAUUUGGUACCAAACGAGUGCCAGCAAAUCGGGUAUAUCAAGAAUACAUUUCUGACAGAGGACAUGUACAUAUGAAUGCAACUCAGUGGCUUACCUUGACAGCAUAUGUGAAAUGGCUUGGACGCUCUGGACAAUGUAUUGUGGAUGAAACAGAAAAAGGUUGGUACGUAACGUAUAUUGAUAGAGAUCCUGAGACACUUGCUGCACAAGAGAAAAAAGCAAAAAAAGAAAAAAUGGAUAAGGAUGAUAAUGAACGACUGAUGGAAUUUAUUGGGAAACAAAUAGAGAGAGCAAAGCCAGAUGAAAAGGAAGAAGAAAGUGAGACAUUCAAGACACCGUUAAUACGUCCCGAGAAUAAUGUACCUUUAGUUCUCGAUAUAAAAUUAAAACCAAAAUUAAACUUCCUUCCUGUAAUUAAUAUAAAGCAAGAGAAAAUAAAAAAUGAAAAUACUAAUCAAGAUAAAUCAAUGUUGAACAAAUCAGUUGAUGAGAAAGAUAGGAAACUAAAAAGAGUCACUGAUGACACCGAGAUGAAAUCUGCUAAGAAAUUAAAAAGCAACAAUAAUUCUUGCCCAAUUGAAGGCUGGCUUAAGGAAGGAUUAAUGGUUAAAGUAAUUACAAAAAAUCUGGGCAACAAAUAUUACAAAGCCAAAGGUGUUGUUCAAUCAAUUGAGAAAGAUGGUUUUGUUGGUAAAGUAAAAUUGAAGAGUCCGGAAGAAGUUAGUGGACAUAUUAUAAGAUUGGACCAAGAAUAUUUGGAAACAGUAAUUCCUGCGAUAGGUAAAGAAAUAUUGAUUCUUUGGGGAAAGUAUAAAGACAGGAGAGCGAUAGUGAAGAAAUUGCACAUAGAACAUUAUAGUAUAGACGUUGAACUUGAAGAAGACAAAAGGAUUGUGGAAAAGCUUUCAUAUGAACAAGUAUGCAAAUAUGCAGCGUGAGAAACAAUGAAAGGAGAAUACUAAGAAAAAAUUAUACAUUUUAGCAUCGCGAUAAUGUCAUGGAUUACUUCAAAGAGCACCUGUGUACAAAUUUAACAACUAAAAAAGUAAUGAAACAUUAAUCUUGUAUAUAAAGUACAUUUAACAUCCAAUAUGGGAAGCAAUUUUUUGCAAAGCAUCCAAGGCCAAUUUUUUAUCGAAUUUUUACUUAUUGAUUUAUCAAUUACAUGAUAAAUUAAUUUGUUUUUUAUUAAAUGCAUAUCAGUAUAUAUAGUGUAAGUAGAUUUGUAAGAUUAGAGAAAUUAAAUAUCUUAUUUGUUAUACAUAAAGCGUUGUAAAUAUUAAAUAUGAAUUAACACAUCAAUUUCCAAAAUAACUGGUUUCAAAAUUAGAUGUUAACCUUUUGACUAUUGGCGUUUUAAGCACUUGUAAGAUAUAAAGUAUCGAGCAAAAAAAAUUAUUUUAUUUGUAAUGAUGAUUGAGUGAUUCAAUGGUUUUUUUAAUGCGAAAAUUAGUAUGUCAUACAACUCUAAAUAUUUUAUGUGUGUAUAUAUAUAUGUGUGUGUGUAUUUUUUAAAUUAUUAUAUAUUAAAUAAU